Aspergillus pseudonomiae is the source of this 1740-nucleotide messenger RNA. RefSeq names its product MFS transporter. Gene Ontology annotation, molecular function: transmembrane transporter activity. The coding region runs from base 1 to 1740 and encodes 579 amino acids. Lineage: Eukaryota; Fungi; Ascomycota; Eurotiomycetes; Eurotiales; Aspergillaceae. The record is from RefSeq and is a predicted model, not a curated record. The transcript is spliced from 2 exons. Gene Ontology annotation, biological process: transmembrane transport.
AUGCAGUCCUAUCUCCAGUAUCGUCGCAUCGGCCAGGCCGUGCGCAAGCAGUUUGCUGACCAUCCGGAAUGGGGCCAGAGCGUACCAGGUGAAAGCAAAGGUACCAGCGGCAACACCAGCGAAAAUGACGAGGCUGUCAGGGAGAAGAGACUCGAAUCGCGGCCACUGGCGCUGCCCCCCGGCGUACAGCGCAGAGACAUCACCGACAGCAGCGGGACGCCCUCGUCGGUCUUCCUCGUCGACUGGGAGCAGGGCCAGGAUCCCAUGAAUCCGCGCAAUUAUAGCAUGACCACGCGAAUCACGGCCACCCUGAUCGUCUCCGCCCUCGCCUUUGCAGUCGGCGCCGCAUCAUCCAUCGAAUCCGCCGUGAUCCCCCAAAACGCCGCGGCGUUCAACGUCAGCGAGGUCGUGGCCUCCCUCGCAACAGGCAUCUACCUCCUCGGCUUCGCCGCCGGCUCCCUCGUCUCAGGGCCCUUGUCCGAAAUCCUCGGCCGCAACGCCGUCUACAUCGGCUCCGUCACCCUCUUCAUGAUCUUCAUCAUGGCCAGCGGCCUCGCCCCCAACAUCGGCGCCCAGCUCGCCUUCCGCUUCCUGGCCGGCGUCUUCGGCUGCCCGCCCCUCACCUGUGCCGGCGGCACCAUCGCCGACCUCUGGAACCCGCUCGAGAAAACCCUCACCUUCCCGCUCUACGCCAUCACCUCCUUCGGCGGGCCCAUCUUCGGCCCCGUCAUCGCCUCCUAUAUGGGCCAGGGCACGCUCUCCUGGCGCUGGACCAACUGGAUCAUGCUGAUCAUGUCCGGCCUGGUCAUGGGCCUCAUCCUCCUCUUCCAGCCCGAGACGUACGGGCCCCUCCUGUUGAAAUGGAAAGCCGCCCACCUGCGCCAGGUCACCGGCGACAACCGCUACCGCUCCCAAAUGGACGUCCAGAAGAUCGCCCUCCUCGACCGCAUUCUCGGCGCCUGCAAACGCCAGUUCGCGCUCACCGUCCACGAACCCAUUAUCCUGCUCAUCUCGCUCUACAUGACCGUCAUCUAUAUCGUCUUGUUUACCUUCUUCGACGGGUAUCCGUUCAUCUUCCAGGACGUGUAUGGCCUCAGCCAGGGGUUGACCAAUAUCGUCUGGGUCGCGAUGUAUGUCGGCAUUGCCGCGGCGGGGCUGUGGGUUCCUGUUGUUUAUGUGUGGACUAAGAGGGAGUUUGAAGCUGCUUCUACUUCUUCUUCUAACACUGGAGUCUCGAGACCAGGAACAGAUGCAACCGUCAGCUUAGAAGGAUCCCAAGAAGACGACGACCAACAACAAGAAGAAAAUGCGAAGAAAACCCCCCACCCAACAAGACCCGAAAACAGGCUCUGGUUCGCCAUGCUCGGCGCCCCAUUCAUUCCCAUCGGAUUAUUCUGGAUGGGCUGGACAGACUACAACCACAUCUCAAUCUGGUCCCCAAUCAUCGCCUCCGCCGUCUUCGGCUUCGGGACCAUCACCGUCUUCAUCUCCAGCUACAUGUACGUGAUCGACAGCUACGAUAUCUACGCGGCCUCCGCGCUGGGCUUCAUGACUGUGUCGCGGUAUUGUGCGGCAGGCGGCAUGACCGUCGUCGGCAUCCCGUUCUAUCGUAACCUGGGCGUCCAGUAUACGCUUACCAUCUUGGCGUGUAUUAGUGUCUUGAUGACCCCCGUGCCGUAUGUUUUUUGGUAUUGGGGGGUGAAGAUUAGGGGGUGGUCGCGUUUUGCGGUGGAUUCUUAG